Messenger RNA from Corylus avellana, 1369 nucleotides. NCBI's taxonomy places the organism in Eukaryota, Viridiplantae, Streptophyta, Magnoliopsida, Fagales, Betulaceae. The record is from RefSeq and is a predicted model, not a curated record.
AAUGCAUCUUUUUCUUUUGCGUCUCAUGUCUUCUAGAAAGGCUUUACUAUUUAAGUCAUUAAGUGGAAGCAAGUGAAAGGCAAAUUUGCAAAACGGAAACAGAAUCCGAAGAAGAAGAAAAAGAAGAAAAAGAAGAAGAAGAUGAGCAGUGGAGCAGGAAAGAUCGUGUGCGUCACCGGUGCGUCCGGCUUCAUAGCUUCAUGGAUCGUCAAGUUUCUUCUCCAGCGCGGUUACACUGUCAGGGCCUCUGUUCGCGACCCAAAUGAUCCCAAAAAAACAAACCACUUACUCGUACUUGAUGGAGCUAAGGAGAGACUUCACCUCUUCAAAGCAAAUCUACUGGAAGAAGGUGCCUUCGAUUCUGCUAUUGAGGGCUGUGAAUGUGUAUUUCAUACUGCAUCUCCCUUCUUUAUUGAUGUUAAGGACCCACAGUCAUUGCUACUUGAACCUGCAGUAAAGGGAACACUUAAUGUUCUUAAUUCGUGUGCAAAGUCUCCAUCUGUGAAGCGGGUAGUUUUGACAUCUUCUGUAGCUGCAGUUUCAUUCAAUGAAAGACCUCAAACCCCUGAUGUGGUUGUUGAUGAGACUUGGUUUUCUGAUCCGGAAUUUGCUAAGAAAGAACAGCAAUGGUAUGUGCUUUCAAAGACAUUGGCUGAAGACACUGCCUGGAAGUUUGCCAAAGAGAAGGGUAUUGACAUGGUUGCAAUUAACCCAGCAAUGGUGAUUGGUCCUCUCUUACAGCCGGCACUAAAUACAAGUGCGGCUGCAAUUUUGAACUUAAUAAAUGGAGCACAGGUGUUUCCUAAUCUAACAUUUGGAUGGGUUGAUGUCAGAGAUGUUGCCAAAGCACAUAUUCAAGCAUAUGAAAUCCCUUCAGCUAGUGGAAGAUAUUGUACGGUCGGGAGAGUUGCACACUGUUCUGAAGUUGUGAGGACUUUAAGUGAGCUUUAUCCCUCUUUACAACUUCCACAGAAGUGUGCAGAUGAUAAGCCGUUUGUGCCAACAUUUCAAGUGUCCAAAGAAAAGGCAAAAAGCUUGGGUAUUGAAUUCACUCCUUUUGAGGUGAGCCUUAAGGAAACCGUUGAAUGCUUGAAGGAAAAGGGCUUUGCCAGUUUUUAAGUUUGGUAGCACGCUCAAGCUCUUUCCAGGCAAUAAACAAAUGCUACUGAGGUGUUUUGAUUGUGGGAGUCUCCAAUAAAAGGAAAUAUUAAUUUUCUGGUAGAAGAACAGAAUGCUUUGCAACCUUUUGAUAGUUUUCAAAACUACUCAUUUUGGUGUGAAUGAUUAAAUAGAAGUGUGAUUUGUGGUGAAUGUAAUAUCACUGAUUGUCUUUAAUCUUGUUAAUUAAUGUUGACUGGUGUUAUUAAUA